Molecule: messenger RNA, 222 nt
Organism: Adineta steineri
Lineage: Eukaryota; Metazoa; Rotifera; Eurotatoria; Adinetida; Adinetidae
Source: the annotation of a GenBank genome assembly
AUGGAUGAUAAUGCUAACGAUGAUAAACAUGAACAACGAUUUAUGGUUCGAGCUAAUAAUCAAGUUCAAAAUAAAGAAUUUGGUGAUGCCGUUCGAUCAUGUCAAGGAUCCAUUGGUUUUGUACUGGACAAGGAUCAAAGACAACAACUUCACCGUGAAAUUAGUGGACAGGGCUAUGGGUUCCAUGACAUUGUUGGGAUCUGUAUUGAUUUGUUUGGAUGA